Racocetra persica is the source of this 137-nucleotide messenger RNA. The record is from the annotation of a GenBank genome assembly. Lineage: Eukaryota; Fungi; Glomeromycota; Glomeromycetes; Diversisporales; Gigasporaceae.
ACGAAAUUCGAUCAGUACGGAAAACUAUUGUACCAUCAUCACAUCAACAAAAAAUGCUGGCGGUAAAUAUCGCAAAAGCGAAUAAGGUGCCUUCUACAACAAUUACGCAACCAGUUGUUGGGAAUACUUCUUCGCAA